Messenger RNA from Saccostrea echinata, 1285 nucleotides. RefSeq lists its product as uncharacterized. Lineage: Eukaryota; Metazoa; Mollusca; Bivalvia; Ostreida; Ostreidae. The record is from RefSeq and is a predicted model, not a curated record. Bases 53 to 964 code for a protein of 303 amino acids. The transcript has 3 exons.
UUGCUGGAGGUGAUUUCCUUCAAUAUAAGAUUCUACAAUUCAUUUAUUUCAGAUGAAAUCGCUGAAGGAAGUAUUUGAUGGUGUUACUUGUGCAAGUUUGCCAUACACAACAGCCAUCAAGGCUGUAGUGUGUGGAGUUGGAGAAGUGAAAAAGUAUAGAAAUGCCAGUGGAGAGCAGAGGCAGUCUGUGACAAUUGGCCUGGCUGACUCCUCAAUGGCUGUAAGGGGUGUCCUCUAUGAUGUAAGCAAAAUGGACACCUUUAAAGUUGGUUGCACUGUGAUGUUGCUGAAUAGCAUAAUCAAGAAAGAUGCAGUGAGGUCAAUUGUUUUGACAAAUCGUAGCAAGAUUUUGAAGACAGGGCCUGUUGCUGUCAGUGAGAGCUUGAGAAAAGAGGCCCUUGAAAUGGCUUGUCCUCCACCAGCUGAAAUGGUGGAUAUCAAAGCUGUCCACACCUCACCAGUGAAGACAGUAUUGACCAUUAGAGGUCAGGUUGUGUCGGAGGAAAUGGACAGAACUGUAAAAGUAAAUGGAGAGGAGACAACUGUAAGAAGUAUCAAGUUGAGAGAUGCAACUGGCACUUGCAGAAUUUCUCUAUGGAGAGACAUGGCCAAAGUGAAAACAACUGUUGGAUCUCAUCUGGAGAUCACCAAUGCAGUGGUGCAGUUUUAUAAUGAGGAAAAGUCCCUAUCAACUACAUCUAGGAGCAAAAUGGAGGAAGUUGAAACCCCAGAAAUUUCCCAAACUGUUACCUUUAUUGCCUUCGAAUGGGUUGACGACAGUUUUGCAUCCCUUACAUCUGAUGAUGCCAAUGGCGAAUACCAAGAAUUCACAAUUAGCAGGGAAGCUCUAGCACAUAACCUGAGAUGUGAACUUCAGGAAGUAGAACCUUCCCUCCUGCGCAAACUCCCCAUGACAGCAAAAAUCACCACAAGAGAGAAUGAAAUUAUUGAAAUCACCAUGUAAAAUUCGACACAACAUUCAAGCUGACAAUUUGAAACUGUAAAUGCUUGCACUUCAGACUUUUUAUAAAGUAGAUUUUGUCAACUUUUUAAGACAUCAGUGUAUGUCAUAUGGGUAUAAUUGCAAGAAAAUUGUUGUGAAAAAUAAUUUCAGCAAGUACCAUUUGUUGUUUGAUUUUCUCUUUCUGAUAAGACUCGGAUUACUUUUAGCAUUUUGUAUGUGACAUGAUACAGUUGUAAAUAUGAGAAACAAAAAACACUGCCUGAACACAGUGAUAACUUCAUUGGAGUAUCAUUAAUGGAGAACUAAAUUUUGCUUAUAUGG